UUGCAAUACAAGCUAGCCAUAAAGGUGCACGCGUUCCCCCGGGCCACACGCAUCCAAACAGUUGAAUGAUCCAACCAUGGCCGCGCGAAGCAGCAGAUAAUUUCAGACGAACAGGCAAAGCCUCCUCAUCGUUCAAUCACGGUCAUCGAUCAACCGAUGAGGGCGUCGCGCAUAGCCAAGGAGACAUCGAGGUUGUUCGAGGGAACAACAGCCGCCAUGGCAACGCCAGCAACACCACGUCGCUCAACGCGUCUGAGCACUCUUGCUCGAUUUGCCUAUGAAGCGAACAAUGCGAAUGCGAAUGCCAGCUCGAGCUCUGCGCCGGUUGACUUGCGAUCCUCGCCAUUGCGCGCCACGAAGCUCGAGGAAGACCAUGAGGAAGACGAAACCGGAGUUACCUUUGGAUCGGACAUAGAAGACGCUGUCAAGUCCAGUGGCUUGCCAUCACCAAAGGUGAAGCGCAGGAACCCAAUUGGCACGCGAAAACGGAAGCGCAUUACCACCACAACCACCACAACAGUGCUGAAGAAGGAGGAAUCAUUGCCCGCCCCCACGAGGAUCAAAACCGAACGGAGGAGCACGCGAAUUAUCAACCAAGCCGCAGAAGCCGAAGUAAAGUCGGAUUCGGAGAUCGACAUAAACGAUAUCCCGGUCGCGGGCACGUCUACUACAUCCAGCAGAAAACGAACCACUCGCAAACCCGCCCGCAAGACGACCGACGCGGUCACCGGCGAAGUGAAAGUCGAGCCUCCUUCUGACUGGGAGGAGGUUUACAACCUCGUCAAGGAGAUGCGCAUCUCCGGUCCCGCCGCCAACGCCGCCGUCGACUCGAUGGGAUGCGAGCGCUUGGCCAGCAAUAACGCAUCAGCACGCGAUCGGCGAUUUCACACUCUUGUUGCCCUGAUGUUGUCGAGCCAGACCAAAGACACAGUCAACGCGGAGGCAAUGUUGCGGUUGAAGAAGGAACUGCCUCCCCACGCCGAGGGCGCAGAGCCGGGCCUGAACCUAGAGAAUAUGCUGGCUGUUGAGCCAGCCGUUUUGAACGAGUUGAUUGGCAAGGUUGGCUUCCAUAACAACAAGACCAGAUACCUCAAACAAGCCGCCGAAAUCCUCCGCGACCGAUACAACUCCGACAUCCCCGACACCAUCGAAGGUCUCAUGUCCCUUCCCGGCGUUGGGCCCAAGAUGGCGCAUCUUUGCAUGUCCGCCGACAACGGCUGGAACCGUGUCGAAGGCAUCGGUGUGGACGUCCACGUCCACCGCAUCACCAACCUCUGGGGCUGGCAGAAUCCGCCCACUAAAACCCCCGAGGAGACUCGCCUUGCGUUGCAGUCGUGGCUGCCCCGUGACAAGUGGAAGGAGAUCAACUGGCUGCUGGUUGGAUUCGGACAGUCGGUAUGUCUUCCCGUGGGGAGGAAGUGCGGUGAUUGCGAGCUGGGCCUAAGGGGCUUGUGUAAAGCUGCGGAGAGGAAAAAGGUUACUGAGGGUAGAAAGAGGAGGGCGGUUGUAAAGGAGGAGAAAGCGGAGGUGGACACCGAGGUUGUGAGAUUCAAGAGAGAGCCGAAAGAGGAGGGUGACAACGAGGAAGACGAGCGGGACAUGGUAGUCAAGAGGGAAAAGAGAGAGGCAAGAAUUGAGAUCAAGGAAGAGGAGGAAGCCAGGGUCAGGGAACUUGUGGUCAACGAGCCUGUACCGCCGGUGAUUCAGGAAGCUGUUGCGGAUGAAGCUGUGAAGAUGGAGAGCAUUGAGGAUGUUGAGAUGGAAGACGUCGAUGAGGUUCAGUCGACCAUUGAACACAGCCCGCCCAUCAUCAAGCAAGAAGGUAUGAGGGUGAAGCGCGAGAGGUUAGCCGACGCGGAAGAGGACAGUGAAGAGGCUGACCAAACAUCUGGUGUCAAGGAAGAAGUUCUUAGGGUAAAGCAGGAACAGAGUGUUCAUGACAUGGGCGCUGGGGAAGAAGAAGAGAACCGGCUCCCGCACAUCGUCAAAAGACAACACGUACGCAUCAAGCAGGAGUCAAACAUCCACGGCGAGCAGGUGGAAUCGGCACAUCGACGUCGCAUCAUGAAGAGAGAACCCGGACGGGACUUGGCGACCGUUAAGCAGGAGCCUGGUUUCGACGAGGAGAAAGCAGACGACCUUCAACCACAAGCUGUAAAGCCCGAGCAUCCGAGUGUGAAGCAGGAGUCAUAUAUCCCAGAGCAAACCAAAGAAGAAAACCAUCGCUCAAGCACUGUGAAGAGAGAAUCCUUCAAUGGAGCUGCGAUUGUCAAGCCGGAGCCGAACCUCAACAAUGAGGACGCGGAGGGCCACCAGGCGCGGGCACGUAUAGUGAAGAGGGAGCCACUGCUGGGACGCACAAUGGUAAAGCAAGAACCUAACCUCGGUGACCCUGAGGGACGGGAGGGCCAAAAUGGCCCAACCAUUGUCAAGCGAGAGGUUGGGCAGUUGAAACAGGAGGCUGAGGAUGAGCAAGGCGAGGACGAGGAAGUCGACGAGCCAGUCGUCAAGAGUGAAACUGUCGAAAGGCAGCAAGAACCUGUGAGGGUGAAGAGGGAGGCUGCUGGUGAAGGUGAGGAGGAGGAAGACGGUUAUGUGAAAACGGAACACGGCGGUAGAGUCAAAGUGGAGGAUGGAAUGGCAAGGAUUAAGUUGGAGAGAUGAUGUCGGGAUGCACUGUUGGAAAGGCAUUUGUUUUAUAUAAGGAUAGCCAGAGGGGAAACUUUCAGGGUAAAUAGGUCAAACGAGUGAAUGAACAGACGAGUUCAGUUGAG
Messenger RNA from Neurospora crassa OR74A, 2774 nucleotides. Its product is annotated as DNA repair protein Ntg1. NCBI's taxonomy places the organism in Eukaryota, Fungi, Ascomycota, Sordariomycetes, Sordariales, Sordariaceae. Gene Ontology annotation, cellular component: nucleus. The record is from RefSeq and is a predicted model, not a curated record. The transcript is spliced from 2 exons. Gene Ontology annotation, molecular function: oxidized pyrimidine nucleobase lesion DNA N-glycosylase activity; DNA binding; DNA-(apurinic or apyrimidinic site) endonuclease activity. Gene Ontology annotation, biological process: base-excision repair; nucleotide-excision repair; base-excision repair, AP site formation. Bases 157 to 2664 code for a protein of 835 amino acids.